AUGGGGCUGGUGAAUCGCACCGAGGUGACUCAUUUCAUCCUCUUAGGGAUCCCCAACACUGAAGGCCUCCAGACCAUCCUCUUCUUCACCUUCUUAGCCUUCUGCCUCUGCACCCUGCUGGGCAACCUGCUCAUCUUCUCAGUGGUCCUUGCUGACUCCCGUCUGCACACCCCCAUGUAUUUCUUCCUCUGCAACAUCUCCGUGCUGGACAUGGGCAUCUCUUUCAACAUCGUCCCCAAAUUGCUGGCCAGCCUCUGGGCCAACAGUAGAACCAUCUCACUGGCCGGGUGCAUGGCCCAGGUCUUCGUUGUUCACUUCCUGGGUAGCACCGAGUGCCUGCUCUUCACCGUCAUGGCCUUUGACCGGUACGUGGCCAUCUGCUACCCGCUGCGCUACCUGCUGAUCAUGAACUGGCGGGUGUGCGCCCUCCUGGCCACCGGCAGUUGGAUCGCCAGCUCCUUCCAUGCCACCGUCCUCACCAGUCUGACCUUCACGCUGCCCUACUGUGGGUCCAACAUGGUGGACUCUUUCUUCUGUGACAUCUUCCCCGUGGCCAAAUUGGCCUGUGGGGACACGUCCAUCUUGGAGACCGUGGUCUUCACCAACACUGGGGUGGUGCCUAUGAGCUGCUUCGUCCUCAUCCUCGCCUCCUACAUCAGGAUCAUCACCUGCAUCUUGAAGAUGAACACAGGUGAAGGGAAGCGCAAAGCGGCCUCCACUUGCGCCUCCCAUCUGGCCGUGGUGACCAUGUUCUUCGGGCCCUGCGCUUUGAUCUACACUCACCCAGAGAUGAGCAAAGUGCUGGUGACCCCUGUGAACAUUUUUGGCAACCUGGUCAUGCCCAUGGUGAACCCGGCCAUCUACACGCUGCGCAACAAGGAGGUGAAAGCAGCUCUGAGAAAACUUAGCGGGGGUCAGAGGAUCAUCUCCUGCAUCCUGAAGAUGAACACAGGUGAAGGGAGGCGCAAAGCGGCCUCCACUUGCGCCUCCCAUCUGGUGGUGGUGACCAUGUUCUUCGGGCCCUCCGCUUUGAUCUACACUCAGCCACAGCUGAGCAAAGUGCUGGUGACCCCUGUGAACAUUUUUGGCAACCUGGUCACGCCCAUGGUGAACCCGGCCAUCUACACGCUGCGCAACAAGGAGGUGAAAGCGGCUCUGAAAAAACUUAGCGGGGGUCAGAGGGCUGCCGGUUGAUGUGCAGCAGGUGUAGAAUGUGAGUCUGUUUGCAAACCCACCUAUAAAUACAUCGACAUGGUGCCUCAGUGACUCUCCCUUCACCCAGCCCCACACAGCCCCAUGUAUCUCUCUGGAGCUCUAUCUGCCAUAGGAAUGCUUCUACAAUCCUGAGCUGUCAGGCUGACAUUUUCAAUGCUGCCCGAGGGACAGUUUGCACUAGAAUGAAUCGGAACUAGAAGAAUCACAAACUUUGUAGAGGUCUCU
Pelodiscus sinensis (Chinese soft-shelled turtle) is the source of this 1440-nucleotide messenger RNA. The record is from RefSeq and is a predicted model, not a curated record. Lineage: Eukaryota; Metazoa; Chordata; Testudines; Trionychidae.